This is a messenger RNA of Antechinus flavipes (yellow-footed antechinus), 2377 nucleotides long. It is a transcript of the gene ZNF503, whose product is annotated as zinc finger protein 503. The transcript is spliced from 2 exons. NCBI's taxonomy places the organism in Eukaryota, Metazoa, Chordata, Mammalia, Dasyuromorphia, Dasyuridae. Gene Ontology annotation, cellular component: nucleus. Bases 367 to 2349 code for a protein of 660 amino acids. Gene Ontology annotation, biological process: negative regulation of DNA-templated transcription. The record is from RefSeq and is a predicted model, not a curated record.
AGCCCCGUCUGGACGGGCAGCAGUUCACAUCGCACCCAAGCGCAGCACUGGGCGGCGGGUCGGAGAAGAGCGCGGCGCUGGGGCGCAGCCAGUGGCUACACGGAUAACUGAGCGGCUCCACAAAACCAGCAGCGGCAGCGCCUCCUGCCCAGCCACGGCUCUUCUCCGAGGCCCCCCAGGAUUAUUCGCUUCUUGCCCGAGGCGCCGAGAAGGCGCACUGGACGCCUGUGGCGGCCGCUCCACCUCUUUCUCUGCCUCCUCCUCCCGCGUCUCCUCCUCCUGCUCCCCGGGCGAGCGCGCAGCCCCGAGCCCGCCCCGCGCCUCCCGGAGCCCUCCCCCCGCUGCUCCCAUGCGCGCGGGUGGGUCAUGAGCACAGCGCCCUCGCUUUCUGCCCUGAGAAGUAGUAAGCACAGCGGCGGCGGCGGCGGCGGAGGAGGAGGCGGCGGCAGCGGUGGCGGCGGCGGCGCGGACCCCGCCUGGACCAGCGUGCUCUCUGGAAAUAUCUCUGGCGCCGGCCCCGGCCCCGGCUCGUCCUCGGCCGGUAACACUAAACCUUUCCUUCACGCCGUGCCCCCCUCGGAUCCUCUACGCCAGGCGAAUCGCCUGCCUAUCAAGGUGCUAAAGAUGUUGACGGCGCGGACGGGGCACAUCUUACACCCAGAGUACCUGCAGCCUCUGCCUUCCACUCCUGUCAGUCCCAUCGAGCUCGAUGCAAAGAAGAGCCCACUGGCGCUGUUGGCCCAGACGUGCUCCCAGAUCGGAAAGCCUGACCCGUCGCCUUCUUCCAAAUUGUCCUCGGUGGCCUCCAACGGGGGCGGUGCCGGGGGUGGCGGCGGCGGUGGUGCCGGGAGCGACAAAGACACCAAAUCGGGCCCCCUAAAACUAAGCGACAUUGGGGUCGAGGACAAGUCAAGCUUUAAGCCCUACUCCAAACCUGGCGCGGAUAAGAAGGAGCCGGGAGGCGGCGGCGGCGGAGGAGGAGGCGGCGGGGGCGGGGGCGGCGGCGGCGGCAGUAGCGGCGGCGGGGUCUCGGCGGAGAAGUCGGGAUUCCGAGUACCGAGCGCCACCUGCCAGCCAUUCACGCCCAGGACAGGCAGCCCAAGCUCCAGCGCCUCUGCCUGUUCGCCUGGAGGGAUGCUCCCCUCUUCGGGAGGGGGCCCCGAGGGCAAGGACGACAAGAAGGACCCGGAAGGAGCGGGUGGCAGUGGCAAAGGGUCUGGUGGCACUUCAGGAGACGGAGGCCCAGGCGGGCUGGCUCACGGCCGGAUUAGCUGUGGGGGAAUUAAUGUGGACGUGAACCAACACUCCGACGGGGGUCCCGGGAGCAAGUCCCUGGGUUCAGACUGCGGCAGCUCUGGCUCCAGUUCAGGUUCCGGCAGUGUCCCAACCUCCUCGUCGGUUCUGGGUUCUGGGCUGGUGGCCCCAGUAUCCCCAUAUAAACCGGGCCAGACGGUCUUUCCCCUGCCCCCCGCGGGCAUGACUUAUCCUGGCAGUUUAGCCGGGGCCUACGCGGGCUACCCUCCCCAAUUCCUACCACAUGGGGUGGCCCUGGAUCCCACCAAGCCAGGGAGCCUAGUGGGAGCGCAACUGGCCGCUGCUGCUGCCGGCUCCCUGGGAUGCAGCAAACCAGCUGGCUCUAGCCCCCUGGCAGGGGCGUCUCCUCCUUCCGUGAUGACUGCGAGCUUGUGUCGGGACCCCUACUGCCUCAGCUACCAUUGCGCCAGCCAUCUCGCCGGGGCAGCUGCAGCUAGUGCCUCCUGCGCCCACGACCCUGCAGCCGCUGCCGCAGCUCUCAAGUCCGGAUACCCGUUGGUGUACCCCACGCACCCUCUCCACGGGGUCCACUCAUCGCUGACUGCCGCGGCUGCGGCGGGGGCCACUCCGCCCUCGUUGGCCGGCCACCCUCUUUACCCUUAUGGCUUCAUGCUCCCUAACGACCCGCUGCCCCACAUCUGCAACUGGGUGUCAGCAAAUGGGCCCUGCGACAAACGGUUCGCCACGUCGGAGGAGCUGCUGAGUCACUUGCGGACGCACACGGCCUUCCCCGGGACGGACAAACUGCUGUCCGGCUAUCCCAGCUCCUCCUCCCUCGCCAGCGCAGCUGCUGCGGCAAUGGCCUGCCAUAUGCACAUUCCCACCUCGGGAGCUCCGGGAAGCCCCGGGACCCUGGCCCUGCGUAGCCCCCACCACGCGCUGGGACUGAGCAGCCGCUACCACCCCUACUCCAAGAGCCCUCUCCCUACUCCCGGCGCCCCAGUGCCCGUGCCGGCUGCCACCGGACCCUAUUACUCCCCUUACGCCCUCUACGGACAGAGACUUACCACAGCUUCGGCGCUGGGCUAUCAGUGAGGGGGGUGGGGAAGGCUGGGAGGGAAGG